Messenger RNA from Geodia barretti, 5487 nucleotides. The record is from the annotation of a GenBank genome assembly. Lineage: Eukaryota; Metazoa; Porifera; Demospongiae; Tetractinellida; Geodiidae.
AGCCCCUGGCACUCCACCAACCUGGCCUUUGUAAGCGGUCACUAAUCCAAUUAGUCCCCAGACUCCACCUGUAUAUACACUGUGUACUAGAUUGACUUGAUUAGAUUGGGACAAUGGCCAGGUAUGGCAGAAAUUCAAUUAGUGGCUACUGCAGUUUUCCCAUAUUGAAAAAAAAGUGGGGGAAAUGGUGCAUCUAUUUAAAGGGAAUGUGGCAGUAUACAAGAGCUAAAUUUAGAAAUCAUACUAAAGAUAGAACAAAACAAUAGGGGCACAGUGAAAGAGUCAUGUUUAGUAACGUUUCUAAAUUUAGCCUUUAAACCACGAGUUUGAUGGCUGCUGUAAGCCAUAAAAUAUGUAAAAAACACCUUGUCUUGCCUUACUGUUACUUUCUUGCCCAAAAAAUUGUAGAGAACGUUUUACGUCCUCUCUCUUCCUCACUCCCCACCCCAGUUGCCCACGGUAACCAGUAUUUCUUCACAAACACCAACGACAUCCGGAAACUGAGCAACGAUCAGAGUCAGGUCCAGAUUCUCUACACAGACAGUGACCAUCCCCAGGCUCUAGAUUUCAAUUCGUGCAAAGGGAGUCUAGGGAUCUACUGGAUCAGUCUCCUGGACGGCAGAAUUCACCGUGGCAACCCUGACGGAGGAGGCCAGGCUGAAUACGUUAUAAGCGAUGAUGUCGUGAGGCCAAAGGGCAUCGCCGUCGACUACGUGGGGAGCAACAUCUACUUCUCCCAACAGACCAACAUCAGAAGUAAAGGUAGAAUCGAGGUUGUGAGUUGUGAUGGCGCCCAUAGAAAGGUGCUUCAGACUGGUCUGGUAGAAGGCGGUCCACUUGCACUGGAUAUCGCCAAUGGAUACUUGUACUAUGCCGACGGUCCUUACAUCAAGAGGAUUAACACAAACGGUGAAAAACAAGGUCGACAAGAUUCAGGCACCGAGCAACGUCACCGGUCUCGCAGUUGACGCCUCGCUAAACCGGUUAUACUGGACUUCAAACGGGGAGAUCCGGUUUAUCGACCUCUCGCUGGACGACCCUUUGCCGCAGACGAUCGGCACCAGUUCCGUUCCGUAUGGGUUAUCGGCAUCGGACGGCACACUUUAUUGGACGGUUCUCGGCAACAACGUGACUUCACUCCCUGGGGCUAUUUACAUGUUGGUCGUCAACGGCGAUGAUGACACUAGUCCGACUGUUCUUCACGAGAGCAUGGAUAUUCAUCCUCGAGACGUCAGCAUUUCUUCUGAAAUAACUUCGUUGGACGAAGGUUGCGGGAAUGACAACGGCGGCUGCGACCAGCUCUGUUUCUCUGUCCCGUCUUCGACUGGACAAGGGACGAUGCCCGAGUGUGGGUGUAGUACCGGGAUUCAAGAGGACCCCGUCUCAAACCUGUGCCCGAGAGUUCCAACCAAUUUCCUUCUCUUCGGUCGUACCAUCACCGACACCCUCUCCCGCAUUUCCAUGGUUUCCCUGGACACGGACAGAGACGUGUCUGUCCUCCUUCCGUUCCAAAUACCGGGAUACGGAGCCAACUACAUCUCCUAUGACAUCACCACUCUCUCUGUCUACUGGGACGAAAUGAGUCCGCCUGCUAUCAAGAGAUCGGAGAUUGAUUCCGGCGAAGUCGACACUUUCAUUUCGACCGACAUCAGACGUGUAUCAGGUCUGGCUGUGGAUCCAUUCAGCCGGAACCUCUAUUGGAGUGACAGUGCGUUGGACAGAAUUGAAGUCGUCUCGCUCUCCUCAAAUGACCGUGACGGACGGCGGGCUAGAAGAGUGCUGGUGAGUGGAGAUAUCCACACGCCGCAGUCACUCUCGCUGGACCUCAUGAAUGGGUACAUGUACUGGGUAGAUAGGGAGAGCGGCGAGCCGAGGAUCGAGAGGGCCAGACUGGACGGCUCCGAGAGACAAGUGUUCCACAGGGGAACAUCACACGCCCCCACGUUCAUAGUUGUCAACCCGGCCAGUGACGACGUGUUCUGGUCUGAUGAUGAAGAUGGCGACAUUAACACCGUCGAUUCCAACACGGAGCGUGGAUUUCCUGUUGGCGCAAUUUCCGUCCACGGACUUGCCAUAGUAGAUAAUGAGUUGUACUGGACGGAUGGAUUCGAUGGUAAAAUCGGCGUGGCAACCAUUAGGGAGGAGGAGGGGGAGGGUCCGGAGGUGAGGAGAGGUGUCACGUUCUUCGAAAACAUCGACGGAGUCAAGGGAAUCGUUGCCGUGGAUACCGACCACUUUAUAGACAACGACAACUUGUGUGCUCUAAGCCACGGCUGCAGUCACAUAUGUCUCUUCAACAGCUCAGCUGUCUGCCAGUGUCCUGACGGGCUCCAGUUCCAAUCUGACUCUCACCAAAUAUGUACAGAACCAGAUGGAUAUGCGGUAAUUGCACUCGCUGACAAGACAGGAGAAACCACGACAACUUACCUCGAGUUGUACACCCGAAGUCUGAACAUUCUGACUGAAAUGUGGGCGCCUGAAUCAUCUUGUCCUGGCGGCAUGUGCACAGAGACGGUCGACAUCGUUUCCAUGGCGAUUCAUCUCCGUGACGACGCAGCAAUAGAUGUGUACUACGUUCAAAGGACCGACAAGCUUAUUUAUCGUCGCUCCAUCACCAUUGGCAACCCGGAAUCUGACAUCGGAGAGGCCACACCCAUCAUCACCUGUUGCCUAGCAACCCCGAAAGAUCUAGCAGUUGAUUGGUUGGGUCGCAAUCUGUACUGGACUGAUUCAUUGCGAGGAGUUAUCGAGGUAUCUCUGCUGAGUGGGAGAUCUCGUCGUGUGCUGUACUCUGAACUGGACCAGCCUUCGUUGCUGGUGCUCGAUCCUCGCAGGGGUGACCUCUUCUUCACGCAAGGCGACACCAAAAUCAUAUAUCGUCGUAAGAUGGACGGAACUAGUGAGACGUCAGUCAGCAUCUGCAACAGCGUCAGAAACUGCACUCUCCAUGGCUACCCAACCAUCGUCAGAAUCGUCUCCCUGUCCAUUGAUUUCGAUCCCUCCCCCAUGUUCCGCGACAAACUCGUCUGGUCGUACUGGUCCGGUACCGAGACCGUUACCGUCGGUUACGACCUGGGCGGAGCCGACAGCGACCCCCACCUCAUCAGACUCAUCUCGCCGCCAGCCAUUUCCUCAUCUCUCUACUUCAACCAGUCACUGUAUUAUUCGAAAGAAAAUUCGGAGAAAAUCGACAAGUGGUUCGAUAAUGGUGGAACGCACGACGUUUUCUCUCUCACGGGUAUCGAAGGGUCAGAGUUCACUUUCCUCGAUUUCUCCAUCGUUCAUCCGCGGACGCAACCUGGCUAUCACGAAUGCACGGCAGGAGAAUUCUGCACCGGACAUCAUCCGCUAUGCCUCGUACAAGACCACAUAUACGGCAGCUGCAUCUGUCCACUCGAUUCAUUCAAGACUGUUCACGUCGACACGCUGCUUGGUCAACGCACGGAAGUCUGCACACAGGCAAACAGUUUCGUGAUACUCGCCACUAAAACCGACAUAUACUACUACCCGUUGCCUAGCGACCUAACAGAUGCGGAGGUGACCUCUGAACCCCGCAUUGUACCGAGGGGUAACCAUAGCGAUGUUGUUGCCGUGACGUACGACCCUUACAGUCAAAGCAUCAUUUGGUUGGAAAAGGGAACAAACCUACUUUACAGUGUCACAGUGGAAGGCCUCGAGUCUCGUGUCCUGGGCCGGUUCCCAGACCGCGUCAGUCUCCGUUCCAUGUCACUGGACUGGAUCGGGGGCCAGGUUAUCUUCACGGAGACCACGGGGUACCAGGUCUCGUCGGCCAGCGUGCGAGGAGAGGGGGAGAACUUGACCGUGGGCUCGGUGGUCUCGGCGUACCUGGUGGAUGGAGACGUCGUGUUUCCUAGUCAGCCCCGGGGUGUCCUGUUUGACGAGACUAGCAGAUCCAUCAUCUGGCACGAAGAAGGGAGGCAAAUCUUCAAAUCGGCUCUCGGAACACCUCGAGACAGUCUCUCUCCUCUUCUCGCCGAAUCAAGCGAUCGAACCAUUGAAUAUCUCACCUUUGACCCCAGUAUUGGCUACGUGUACUGGUGGAAUAGAGACGCAAAGAAAAUCGAGGGUGAAGCCGCCAUACUCUACUGCAACGUCACUCGUAAACUCGACGACGGAGAUUUCGAGUGUCGCCAAAAGUACCUGUCGUGGUCGCCUGGCAACCUGAAGAAUGCACUACUGGCGAUGAUGUCAUUUGACGUGUCACGAUACAACGCUAUCGAUACAGUGUCCUGUGCCCAGUUCCAUACCUCGUGUGGCGGCAGUCUGGAAUGUUUCCCAAACACGUACGCCUGCGACGGAGUUCAGCACUGUACCAACGGAUUCGACGAAACUAACUGUGUCACGACCACACCCCCUACCUCCACUACCAAGGACCCCUCGACUUCGGGCUCCGCCAAUUACGUCACCAUCAUCACCGUGACGACCAUCUUUGUGAUGCUCGCGUUCUUCGUCUUUGUCAUUUUCUGCGUGUCCGUCCGCUGCAUCGCUCGUCAGAAACGCCGCCGACAACGGUUCCAUUUCCCCCCCACCUCAAAGGCCGGCAGCUCCCCUCCCCCAAGAAGCGACAGCUCGUCCAUCUACUCCGGAAUGUCUAGUCUGGGGACCGAAUCCACAAAUUUCAACUGCGGUUCACCUCACCCGGACCCCUUCGAGAAGAGAGCCGUGUUUCAUCCGGAGAGGAGCACCCACAUCAGUAAUCCUCCUCCGUCGCUGAUCACUGCUGCCAGGCGACAGUCUCAGCUGCUAGAGGGAGAGGAAGAAUCACAAGCCGACCCUUGCCCCCCACCCUGUCCAUCCGUCGACUGGGAGAACAUGAGUGCCCUCUCGUACUCCGCCUCCCAAGGGGGAAUGAGGCUCACCACCAUGAACGGUGGGGGGCAGGGGGCCGAAAAUUACUACAACAGACCCCCUGGGUUCAGGGGUCAUCAUCAUCCUCAUCACCCGCAGGCGGAGAACCCCCUUCAUUAUCACGGUGGUUUCCGUGGUAACACCCACGUGUAUCACCAUCACCAUGGAAACGGGCGUCCGUACGGAGUACCAGGGGGAAGCUCCGCGGGAACGAGCUACGUUAGUCACAGUGUCCCUCACCCCCGUCGCUCCGUGGGGGACUCCCAUCAUUACCCGCCAAUCUCCAUGUCUCGUUUACGUGGUAACGCCAGGGGCGUCUAUCCGUCAGACCUCCCCAACUACGAAGAGGCAGAGACGGAGACCGUGUUCUCGCAGUCGACGAUACAAACUGAAAACGGAAGUAAUUUCCCGUUCGACGACAGGACUCCCCCCGGCCGUCCGCCGUCCCCGGCAACCAUCACGGAGUACUCUGAGAGAGACUUGCAGCAGCGUGUUCCUCUGUCGCCCGCUUCAGAGUACGAUGAAGAAGAGGAGGAGGAGGGAGAGGGAGAGGGAGGGGGUGGGGGUGGGGUGACAGUGGAGGAUCAACCAUUACAUUUACAUGAAGAUCAAGUUUAG